Molecule: messenger RNA, 5560 nt
Organism: Cyclopterus lumpus (lumpfish)
Lineage: Eukaryota; Metazoa; Chordata; Actinopteri; Perciformes; Cyclopteridae
Product: oxysterol-binding protein 1-like
Exons: 19
Coding region: 161-2785 (874 amino acids)
Cellular component (GO): membrane; intracellular membrane-bounded organelle; cytosol
Molecular function (GO): sterol binding
Source: RefSeq, a predicted model, not a curated record
AAGAAGAACCUGUAGCCAAGUAGCUGUUGUCCUAUGUCCUUAACACAUCCAUGAAAGUAGUUAGCAAAGCUAACACCGCUGAGCCGACAUUGCUUCACCCGACACGACAUGCGCGACGUUAACAGCUGAAGUCUCGCACGUGAACCUACAGUCAGUUGUGAUGUCAGAGCCGAAGCCCCCUACUCCAACCCCUGGAGACACGUACAAGGGUUGGCUUUUCAAAUGGACUAACUACAUUAAAGGUUACCAGAGACGCUGGUUCGUUCUGAGCAAUGGACUUUUGUCUUACUACAGGACCCAGGCAGAGAUGGGUCACACAUGCCGAGGCACCAUCAACUUGGCCACAGCCAAUAUUGCUGUGGAGGACUCGUGCAAUUUUGUUAUUUCCAACGGAGGCGCGCAGACCUACCACUUGAAGGCCAGCUCGGAAGUAGAGCGACAGCGAUGGAUCACCGCUCUGGAGCUCGCCAAGGCAAAGGCCGUCCACAUGCAGGCUGAAUCUGAUGACUCGGGUGAUGACUGUCCUGCAGUGCCCCCCACCUCAGGACAGGGGGGAGGCUGCCGUAAUUUAGAAAUCCAGUCCACACUUCGCACACUCGGCAGCAAGGUGGAGGACCUCAACACCUGCAACGAUCUCAUUGUCAAGCAUGGGUCUGCACUCCAAAGGUCUUUGUCAGAACUGGAGGGGAUUCGUGUCGGGGGAGACAUGGGGGAAAAGAUGAGACAAGUUACAGAGAGAGCCACACUGUUCAGAAUCACCUCCAAUGCCAUGAUUAAUGCAUGUAGAGACUUCCUCUCCCUGGCUCAGAACCACAGUAAGCGCUGGCAGAAGGCCUUACAGGUUGAGCGAGACCAAAGGAUCCGGCUGGAGGAGACUCUGGAGCAGCUGGCCAAACAGCACAAUCAUUUGGAAAGAGCUUUCAGAGGAGCUACAGUUCUCCCCCCUUCAUUCAGCAAUCCCGCCUUAGCUAACAAAGAUAAAAAAGGGGAUGCCAGUGACGAGGAUGAUGACAAUGAGUUCUUCGAUGCGAUGGAAGACCCAGCAGAGUUUAUCACUGUCCCUGCUGACCCCAAGUAUCACAGGAGAUCUGGCAGCAACGUUAGUGGUUUCAGCAGCGAGAUUGGAAUGGAAGAUCAGUCCGUAAAUUUUGAUGAACUGUCUUUGGCAUCCAACCCAGAGUCGCCACAGCCCCUGGAGCUAGAGCCUGUUCGACAAAGGCGGACUCGUAUCCCUGACAAGCCCAACUAUUACCUCAAUCUGUGGAGCAUCAUGAAGAAUUGUAUUGGAAAGGAGCUCUCAAAGAUACCAAUGCCUGUGAAUUUCAAUGAGCCCCUCUCAAUGCUGCAACGUCUCUCUGAAGACCUGGAGUACUACGAGCUGUUGGAUAAGGCUUCUAAAAGUCAGAGCUCUCUGGAGCAGAUGUGUUAUGUAGCUGCUUUCACAGUCUCCUCCUACUCCACCACUGUCCACCGCACAGGGAAACCCUUCAAUCCUCUGCUGGGAGAAACGUUUGAGCUCGAUCGGCUAAAAGAUUGUGGCUACCGCUCCCUCUGUGAACAGGUGAGUCACCACCCACCUGCUGCAGCUCACCAUGCCAGCUCUGAAAAGGGCUGGACCCUCAGACAAGAGAUUACCCUGGCCAGCAAGUUUAGAGGGAAAUAUCUCUCUAUCAUGCCUUUGGGUUCUAUCCAGUGUUUAUUUGAAAAGAGCAACAAUCACUACUCUUGGAAGAAAGUGACUACAACUGUACACAACAUCAUUGUUGGAAAGUUAUGGAUUGACCAGUCAGGGGAGAUUGAUGUGGUGAACCACAAGACAGGAGAUCGCUGCCACCUCAAGUUUGCUCCUUACAGUUACUUCUCCAGAGAUGUACCAAGAAAGGUAACGGGAGUCGUGACAGAUAAGGAUGGGAAGGCCCAUUACGUGCUUUCAGGAACCUGGGAUGAGAAAAUGGAGUUCUCCAGGAUAAUGCAGAGCAGUAAAGGCGAGAACGGCACCGAAGGCAAACAGAGGACCGUCUAUCAGACCCUCAAAGCCAAAGAAAUCUGGAGAAAGAACCCCUUACCAGAGGGAGCGGAGAACAUGUACUUCUUCUCCUCACUGGCCUUGACGCUCAAUGAGGCCGAAGAGGGAGUGGCGCCGACAGACUGCCGCCGGCGCCCUGACCAGAGGUUAAUGGAGGACGGCCGCUGGGAUGAGGCGAACGCAGAGAAACAGAGGCUGGAGGAGAAACAGCGCAUCGUCCGCCGAGAAAGGGAGAGGGAGGCUGUUAAAGCAGCCAGCUCACCUGAGGAAGCUGUCACUGAGGAUUCAAUCAAUGAUUCACCCUCGAAAAGCAAGUACUCUUCUCUUAGUCUUUUCCCACCCCUGAUCAACAUAUAUUAUAUAUAUAUAUUAGCUCUAGAUGCAAAGCAACACAUGUACGAGAUGUUUGCGUAUGUAACGGGAAGGUGCUUAAUCUCUUCUACAUCAUCUUUCAAAUACUUUUACCAUCCCCUUCAACCAUUUCUGUUCCAUUUAGCUGAUGCAGUGGAGACUGGCACAGAAGCAAAUGAGGUUUUGGAUGAAACUGACACAGAGGACUCUCAUCCCUAUACACCUGUUGCAUCCCCUUAUGGACCAUCACUCUCCCCAUAUCUAAGCACCCAUCCAGACAACUACCAAGCAAUGUGGUUUGAGAAGUUGGACGACCCCGCGUCCGGAGAGACCUUGCAUGUCUACAAGGGCGGUUACUGGGAGGCAAAGGAAGAAGGCAGCUGGGACGUGUGUCCUGAAAUCUUCUGAUCGCAGCCGAGUCGGCCUCUCUUCCUCAGUUGGUGUACAAAACCUUACAUCGGCUGUAACGGUGGAUUCAAGCCUGACAUCAGCCGGUCUUCAAUGUCUGUAGCUUCAAGUGAUCACCCCACUCGGUUCCCCAGUGAUUUGCUCAGGGUUAAGGGCAUCUGGACUUUACCCUCAACGCAGAUACGAUGCACAUUGUAGCAUUGUUGUAACAUUGCAGCUGAUUAGUGUUCAGAAUUCCCUCUCACUGCCUCUCAAACACGGAUGUUUAUCUUGGUCCUCUGCUUGUUGUCUGUCCAGGGUUGUUUGGUGCAGCUUUUGAGUCGCAGUCGGCAGAAAGUUUUUCGAAUAAUGUCAUUAUGCAUUUACUUUAAAAGCAUAAUUCGUCUUACAGUAUACAAGGUUUGCUUGGAGAGCGUGAGCGGCUACAGAACAUGUAAUUUAUGCGUUGGUUUUUUGUUGUGCACUCCGGAUCAUGAUUACUUUUGCAAUGAAUUUGUCGAAGCUUCGGCAGCGCUGCAGUGAGUCAGUUUAACCUAAAAGAAAUUCACUACACCAGUUUCAGAUCGCAUCAAAUGCAUCGGCGCAUGUGUUUCAGUGCUUCUGACAAAAUACGGAUAAAUACUGUUUCUUUAAGAAAUAAUUAGUGGUGUAUUUAAACAAUUAUCUCUGGACUGGUUUAAAAUCAGAAGUGUCACAAACACUAAGACAUCAUUCGUUUGCCUUUGAAUUUAUGGUAAAUUGCGGCGCUACUUACGUACCUGAAGUGAAACGACUCCGAAGGUAUACUACAUCUACAUAUUAGCCUUUUUUAAUUUUUGUAAUUAACUAGUCAACAUUCAAACAUUUGUUUGUGGUAUUGUUUUUCUGACUUCCUCCCAAUUCCCCUGUAAAAUCCGUAGUAGCUGUAAAGAGAUGUGAAAGUAGUUCCUUAUGAAUAUAACACGCCUCUAUAUAUUUCGCCGGUUAAGUUUGGUUUGUCCGUUUUUUAAAAAAAAUAUUUGUGGGGUCUACAAAGUCAUUACAUAUAUAAGCAGUUCUUUUCACGAUAAAAGAAUAAAUUGCCACAUUUUAUUUUUUUUUUAUUGAGGAAGAAUCAUUUAAAAAUGUUCUAUUUAGCACAUUAAGUUGAAUACAAUAUGUUCUUUAUAUGAUACCAUUUUGAAUACUAUAUGAAUUAAAAUAGUGGUAAAAAAAAAAAUGUGUACCAAUGGAAAAUAUGAAGUAAAGAAAUUACAAAUGGCACAAUUUUUUUUUUUCUUGUAUUUUGUCCUUCAACAAUUAACUUUAAGGAGUUACUUAAGACUAAAUCCACUUUUUGAGUAAGUAAAUUACAUGUACAGUCAUUAAAUUCUUCAUUCCAACAAAAACUGUUAUUCAUUUUUAACAGCAAAAAAUCCCAUAAUUCUGUCCUUCAAGCGAGGUCACGUUCCCCCUGACCUUCUGGAGAGCCGGCUGCAAUCUUUUUAAUUUGUGAAGGGGGCUUGCUCAAGCUAAAACGGGACGUUAAGUCACAGUUGACCAGAUUAUUGGGUAAGAGCCUCGUAAGAUUGACUCUAAUCAUUGUGUUUAAAUAAAAAAUUCUGUUUUGAUUCUCCACUCAAGUACACUAUUUUCAGACUUGUAUUUUCACACCCAAAAGUUUUUGCCCUCACUAAUACUUUGAGCCAUCAUUUAAAUUCUGCUCUUGGGGGUCGAGCUGUGCUGAUUUCUACGGGCUCGAUGCUCAGUGAAUUGAAGGGAAAUGUCUUUCGGGUUUCCCUCAAACGUAUCGAUAAUAGCUUUAAUCUUGAUGUAGGAUAUUUUAGUUUUUUAACGGUGUGUGUGUGUGUGUGUGUGUGUGUGUGUGUGUGUGGCACAAAAUGAGAUGUGUGAAGCGAGAUUGCUCAAAUGGAAAUCUGUCAUUUGUAUUUGUCCGUGUUGUCGUUUGUCAUGAAUGGAAGGACUGUGUGGUUGAUGAAAAGAAAAAAAAUCGAAAUUUCAAUUUAUAUUCAAGUGUACUUAAAACACUGCAAAAGAAGAUCACAAAACAUGAUGUUAUAUUUCUGUAAAUAGUAAAGUAAUUGUGAUUAACUGGUUAUAUUGAUAGAGAAUCUAAUGGCGGUGAUAAGCUUUUGCUUUAUUUUGUUGUCGUUGCUUUGUUCAUUUUAGUUUGCUCUACUGGAUGUAUACUGUGUCACCCUUUUCCAGAUAGCUUUAUUUAAAUGAUAUUAAUUAGUUUGGGUCUGAACCAUCCCUUCGUUUGAUUGACCGUUUCGUCAUACACCAUUUAAGUACAUGAAGAAGAGUGUGAGGAAUGUACAGCUUGAUGCUACUAUGUCUCUUUAGAUUUGAGAUUUUACAGGUUUCCAUCUCUUUUAACAUUUGUAUAAACUUUAUUUUUAGCCAUGGCUCCUAAUCUCUAAAGUUUCUACCCUUUCCAGCUGGGUUUGUUUUUACCCUGCAAGGUAGGAGGAUGGUCACAAAGGCACAACUUCCCACAAUUCUCCAAAAAUGGACUCACGGUGUUCCUGCACUAACGUACAGUGCAUUAUUUAUCGUGCCCGACUUGAUUUGACAAUUUGUCAACAUUUGAUGUUGGCUACUGAAGUGAUGAGUUGGUUCUGAAAACUUUUCUUGAGCCAUGUUAUGUAAUAGCAAACAUCCAUUAGUUGUAAUAUACAUUGACUCACUGUUGUACUGAGAGUACUUUUAACCUGUUGUGUCUUUUAAUGCAGUUUUCUUUUUAGCAGGAUUGUCUUUAGGGAUUGGCCAUAUUAAAGUCUGAAUGAAAAUGAA